GUAUUUUAAUUUUAAACUAUUAACAAAUUAUCGAUUUUGAUAAAAUUAUACACUUUAUUCACAAAAAUAGUACUUACGAUAUUAAGUAACAUUAAAAAGAUAAUCACAGCAGUAUGUCAAAACGUAUUAGAUUACUUGCUAUGAAGAACAAAUCAAAAACAAGUAAUGGAAAAGAUAGCGAUGAAAACAAAAAAGAGGUAUUUACAGCACGGGGUCGUCUUAAAGGUGCCUUGAUGGAGGUUCUUGGAGAUGAAUCUGAUGGUUCAACAGGUAGUCCUGUUAAGCGAAGAAGGCAAAGUAGCUAUGAACAACAGAGAGAUUAUUCAUCAGAAGAUGAUGAGAAACCAAAGAGGAAACAGUCUCCGGUGCGUCAGUCUUAUGUGUUGAAACUUUUUGACAGGAGUGUUGACUUGUCACAGUUCAGUGAAGACUCUCCACUGUAUCCUAUCUGUAGAGCAUGGAUUGCAAAUCAACCAAAGGCGGAUUAUAGUGAAUUUGGAAAAAGAAUUCCAGAACCAGAUCUAUUAGAAGAUAGUGUAGAGCUACCAGGACCCGAGGGACCUCCCGUGUCCAGAAUACCAGAUCUUACACCAGAACAGAAGCUGUGCGACAAAAACAAAAUCAAUUUAAACUAUCGUGAAGCUCCACCACCGAGUAGGGAGAAACUUCUAGAGGAAUACUCAAGGCGCUGGAAUGGAAUACGACUGGCGUGGCUUGCUCAGGGUGCUAAAGUAGAGGCACGGUAUGCUGAGACACAGCGUGUACUCAAUAACAUUAAUGUCAAUGCCCUAUAAUGUGUAUUAUAUAUAUUGCUUGUAAGGAAUAUUAAAAAGCUGCAGAAUACAAGCACACAAAUAACAGGAGAGUUAUAAGUACAUUAUAAAAUCUAACUUAUAAUAUUAUAAAUGCGAAAGUUUGGAUCGAUGUUUUAUAGA
Molecule: messenger RNA, 935 nt
Organism: Papilio machaon (common yellow swallowtail)
Lineage: Eukaryota; Metazoa; Arthropoda; Insecta; Lepidoptera; Papilionidae
Gene: mip40
Product: protein lin-37 homolog
Exons: 6
Coding region: 114-794 (226 amino acids)
Biological process (GO): negative regulation of transcription by RNA polymerase II
Cellular component (GO): Myb complex; transcription repressor complex
Source: RefSeq, a predicted model, not a curated record